Messenger RNA from Electrophorus electricus (electric eel), 2461 nucleotides. The record is from RefSeq and is a predicted model, not a curated record. Lineage: Eukaryota; Metazoa; Chordata; Actinopteri; Gymnotiformes; Gymnotidae.
UACAGCAUGCAUUUUUAAGACUUUUGUUUUUUUUUCUGAGGCUGUUUGCAACUGUGCUUAUAUAGACAAUGACUGGCUCCGGCGUCUGGAUGUUUUUUUAUGUUUAUUUAUGGAAGACAUCGUUCAGUCAGAUUGUUUAUUCCGUCAACGAGGAGGUGAACAAGGGAACAGUUGUUGGAAAUAUCGCCAAAGACCUCAAGAUCGGCGUUAAUGAACUCGAGACGCGUACGUUUCAGAUUGUGUCUGGAUCUAACAAGAAGUAUUUUGACGUUAAUUUGAAAACAGGUGCGCUGUUUGUGAACGAUAGAAUCGACCGCGAGGAGUUUUGCGAGCGCAGUCAAAGAUGCGUUGUGAAUGUAGAGGCCCUCGCUCAAAACCCGCACAGUCUCUAUCGGAUCGAAGUAAACAUUUUGGAUGUGAACGAUCAUGCUCCGCAUUUUCUGGAUACCUCUUUAAUUAUCGAUAUUAAUGAGGACGCAAGCACAGGUGACAGGUUUCAUCUACCAGUAGCUGAUGAUGCCGAUGUUGGCAGUAAUGCUCUGAAAAACUACAGACUCAGUACCAAUGAAUACUUUUCUGUUGAUGUGCACAGUGGACACGAGAGUGUGUCGGCUGAGUUUGUCCUACAAAAAGGCUUGGACAGAGAGAAACAAUCAGUCAUUAAUCUAGUUCUUACUGCUCUAGAUGGAGGAAAACCUCCAAAAUCAGGAACAUUACAGAUUACCAUAAAUGUCAUGGAUGUAAAUGAUAAUAAGCCUGUUUUUAGUAAAUCUCUAUACAAAGUAAAAAUUAAAGAAAAUGUUUCAGUAGGCACUAAAAUCAUGUCUCUUACAGCCACAGAUUUAGAUGAAGGCACUAACAGUGAAAUUAUUUAUUCAUUUAUUAGUCGUGGCAAUGCCAAAACAGAUGGUUUAUUCAAUAUCAUUCCUGAAACAGGAGAUAUUGUAGUGAAAGGCCAGAUAGAUUAUGAAGAAACUUCUGCCAUUGAAUUGAGAGUUCAGGCACGAGACAAAGGCAGUCCUCCUAAGAGCGCCCAGUGCAAAGUUUUAGUAGAAGUACUAGAUGAGAAUGACAACGCUCCAGAGAUUAUAGUGACUCCACUUCUGGACAGAGUGAAGGAAGAUGCCAAACGUGGAGCUGCUGUUGCUUUAGUUAAAGUCUCUGAUAGAGAUGGUGGCCAAAAUGGCAUUGUUCAUUGUUCUGUUAAAGGUUCUUUUCCUUUUAAACUGGAGUCCUCGUAUAGCAACCAUUACUCUCUAGUGGUAGAUGGACCGCUGGACAGAGAGAGCAUUUCUGAAUAUAUCAUCACUAUUUCGGCUAGUGAUGAAGGAACUCCACCCCUUUCUAGUGACAGUGUGCUGACUGUUCAGGUCUCUGAUGUUAAUGAUAAUGCACCACUGUUUACAGCACCCAUAACUGUUGCUUAUCUAAAAGAGAAUGGUCAAGUUGGGAGUCAUGUGACAAAAAUGGUGGCAAAUGAUCCAGAUGAUGGAGUGAAUGCUGAACUUUCAUACUCAAUUGUAGAGACCACCAACAUGGACAUUCCCAUAUCAACAAUGUUUCAUAUUAACUCUAUAAAUGGUGAAAUAGUAACUCUCCAGUCAUUUAAUUAUGAGACAGCAAAAAGAUUUGAGUUCCAGGUUCAGGCCACUGACUCUGGCAUUCCCCCUCUGAGUGCUAAUGUGACUGUUAAUGUGUUUAUCCUGGAUGAGAAUGAUAACAGUCCAGUUAUUCUACCACCAUAUUCUGAACCCGGAUCUGUUAACACUGAGAACAUUCCCUACUCUGCUGAAGUGGGUUACUUUGUGGCUAAAAUCAGAGCUGUAGAUGCUGAUUCUGGUUAUAAUGCAUUGCUGUCUUACCAUAUAACUGAACCUAAGGGAACUAAUCUCUUCCGCAUUGGAACCAGCACUGGAGAAAUAAGGACUAAAAGACGAAUGAGUGACAAUGACUUAAAGACUCAUCCGCUUGUUUUAACGGUGACUGACCAUGGAGAACCAUCUCUGUCAGCGACCGUCUCUAUGGAUGUAGUGGUGACUGAACGUCUGGACACUGUGCAGCCCUCCCUAAGACACGUGCCAGUUAAAGAGGAGGGAUUUUCUGAUCUGAAUCUGUAUCUGCUCAUCGCUAUUGUCUCAGUAUCAGUGAUAUUUUUAUUGAGCCUCAUCGGUUUAAUAGCAGCUAAAUGCUACAGGACUGAUGGCAGUUUCAGCGGGUACAGCGCUCCAGUGGUCACUACACACCCUGACGGGAGCUGGUCUUACUCUAAAUCCACUCAGCAGUAUGACGUGUGUUUUAGCUCAGACACACUGAAGAGUGAUGUAGUGGUUUUCCCAUCGCCGUUUCCGCCUGCAGACGCAGAACUGAUCAGUAUUAACGAAGGAGACACUUUUACUCGCACACAAACGCUUCCUAGUACUGGACAGGUAAGAUGAUUAGUUAUUAAUUAUUUGUCUAAUUA